Molecule: messenger RNA, 2663 nt
Organism: Acanthaster planci (crown-of-thorns starfish)
Lineage: Eukaryota; Metazoa; Echinodermata; Asteroidea; Valvatida; Acanthasteridae
Product: proton myo-inositol cotransporter-like
Biological process (GO): transmembrane transport; myo-inositol transport
Cellular component (GO): apical plasma membrane
Molecular function (GO): myo-inositol:proton symporter activity
Source: RefSeq, a predicted model, not a curated record
UGCACAAAUCUACUACAGUAGCCUAUGGUGGGGCCGGCCCACGUACGUUGUGUCCCGAGUGAAAGUUCCCGAUAACAGAAACAAAACCAGUCGGAAAAAACUGGUGGUACCAAUGGACUGUGCAGGUUGAAGGUGUUUUGGUACUGGAGACUAAAACGCAUCCACACGUAGUUGAAAGAACGGAGAGGAGACACGAAACGCAGAAUGACGGAUGAGGGAGUGCUUCACCAAUGUUUGAGAUGAUGAACAUGCCAGCAGACACUGAUCCAGGCACCGACGACAACAUGGCUGACCGAAACAACCACCCCGCUGCCAAUGAGGAUUCCCCCACGAAAGCGCUGGUCUGCCGCCAUCCCACGCCACCUCCUGUCACCCUCUUCACCAAAGUCUUGGUGGUCUUUGCGGCCAUCGGGGGGUUCCUCUUUGGGUACGACACGGGCGUGGUGUCGGGUGCCAUGAUCCUGCUGAGGCAAGAGUUCAAUCUCAGCACAGUUUGGCAAGAACUUGUGGUAAGUGUUACCAUUGCCGCAGCAGCUGUGGCCUCCUUCCUCGGUGGCAAACUAAAUGAUGUCUUCGGCAGGAAACCAGUGAUUCUCCUUGGUAGCACAGUCUUCACAGCGGGUGCCGUUAUCAUGAGCAUUUCCCAAAGCAAAGAAGUCCUUCUUAUUGGCCGGAUUGUCGUCGGUCUGGGAGUCGGUCUGGCCUCAAUGACUGUACCCAUGUACAUUGCUGAAGCUGCCCCAACUCAUUUGAGGGGUCGUCUUGUCACUAUCAACAAUCUCUUCAUAACCUUCGGCCAGUUUGUGGCAUCUGUCAUUGACGGGUUUCUGUCGUAUCAUUCCUGGGGCUGGAGGUUGAUGCUAGGUUUAGGAGGAGUGCCCUCAGCCAUUCAGUUGGUGGGUUUCAUCUUCCUACCGGAGAGCCCUCGUUGGUCAAUCCUCCACGACAAGCCACAGGAGGCCAAGACGGUCCUGGCGUGGAUCCACGGGAAGGACAGCCCAGAGGUGGGAAGAGAGCUGGAGAGCAUUAGCAGGAGCGUCCUGGAGCAACAGGAGGAGCAACGGGCGAUGAAAGGAAGGAAAUGGGUGAUCUUGAGGAUUUUGCAAACGCCACCAGUCCUGAAGGCUGUCAUCGUGGGUUGUAGUCUACAGAUGUUCCAGCAGUUGGCUGGUAUAAACACAGUCAUGUAUUACAGUGCAACAAUUAUUCGCAUGUCAGGGGUCAGAGACAACUCCACCGUCAUCUGGUUGGCCGCUGUUGUGGGUUUUGUCAAUUUCCUCUUCACAUUUGUCGGUGUCUACUUGGUGGACAAAAUUGGCCGACGAAUUCUUACCUUGGGAAGUCUGUCAGGUGUGACUUUCAGCCAUGUGUUUCUCAGUAUUGGAUUCCUCCUGAUGGCCAUAAAUUCCCCACCUGUCACAGUCCACAACCCUGAGGCCGGGCAGUGCAGCACGUACAGAGACUGUGAUUGGUGCAUCUUGCAGGAGGAAUGCGGCUUUUGUUUUAUCCAGACUAGUGGGGGCGCUGUCCUGAAUGGCUCUUGCCUGCCGAUCAACGAGACCAGCACAGAGUACUCCGAGGUUGGCCGCUGUUCGUGGGCAGCGGAAGUCGAUAGCGAGUUGGAGUGGUCGGCUGAAUACUGCCCAACCAAAUUUGGCAUCAUGGCGCUGGUGGGGCUCAUCGUCUACCUCAUGUUCUUCGCACCAGGAAUGGGCCCCAUGCCGUGGACUAUCAACUCAGAGAUUUACCCCCAGUGGGCUCGUAGCACAGGCAAUGCACUCUCUUCUACCACCAACUGGCUAUUCAACUUACUGAUAUCCAUGACCUUCCUAAGCCUGGCCGAGACCAUUACCAGACAAGGGACAUUUUUCAUGUACGCUGGUAUCUCGCUGGUUGGUGUCCUGUUCCUGUACUGCUUGUUACCGGAAACCAAAGGUCGGCCAUUGGAGGAGGUCAUUAACCUCUUCAGUAAACCCUGGUCGCCUUGUGGCAGAGGUUCUUCGGAAUUGUACAAACCUCUUCAGGGGUCAGCCUUUCAAGGUGAAAAGGAAGUCAUGGAAUCGUCAGUGGACGGCUACGAGUCUCAUUGGUAACGCAUCUACUGUACACAAUUAUUUAUGAUAAUUCUGCAGUUCUGGACCUCUGACAACACCCCCAAAGUUAUCAAAAAUGAAAAGUUUCGGUUAUGUGUCGUUAAGUUUAUCUUUCACGUUUGGCAUGUUUGCCCCUUGAUGGAUGAAGUUUUGUUGACCAUAUUUUUACUUGGCUCCUACUCUUCUCUUUGGCAGUGUUUGUUUCACAUGGACCUGGAUUAUGAUUUCAGCGAUCCAUCCUUGGUUUAUGGACACCAAAACCCGCAUAGUGGAUGGUGCUAACCAGCGUUGGGAUCACUGAUUGAGAUCCACAUCCAUGUGAAACAAACAGGUCCUGAAUGUUAUCACUUGAGUACACUGUACUCACCUCAUAGUCACUCUUGGGUUAACCCUAACAGUCCUCAGUCCUCCAACAGGUGAAGGAUUGAGGACUGCUAGGGUUAAUGCAGUGCAGAGAUGUUGACAGAAAGAGUGCCAACAUGAGUGUCUGAAUUGUUGGAACCAACAUGGUGGAUUAUGCGUCAGUGCACGUGGACAAUUAGCCAUUUGCGAGUUAAAUUUUGAAUAAAA